Arachis duranensis is the source of this 1005-nucleotide messenger RNA. RefSeq lists its product as uncharacterized. The transcript has 3 exons. Lineage: Eukaryota; Viridiplantae; Streptophyta; Magnoliopsida; Fabales; Fabaceae. Bases 1 to 1005 code for a protein of 334 amino acids. The record is from RefSeq and is a predicted model, not a curated record.
AUGGCAGAUGGGUGGAUUGAUCAAAGGCAACGAACUUUAAUUAACUUUCUAAUUUAUUGUCCUGCUGGUAUGUCAUUUGUUAAGUCUGUUGAUACUUCUGAUGUUAUAAAAAUUGCCGAUACCUUGUUUAAUUUUUUUGUUGGUGUUAUUGAGUGGGUUGGGUCUGGUAACAUUGUGCAUGUGGUCACUGAUAAUGCUACUAAUUAUGUAUCUGCUGCAAAAUUCAUUCAUAAAAAAUAUCCAAACAUUUUUUGGUCUCCUUAUGCUGCCCAUUGUAUCAAUCUUAUUUUGAAAGAUAUUACAAGUAUUCCUCAUAUAUCUGACCUUGCUUCCUGUGCUUCAAAAGUGAAUGUGUUUGUUUACAAUCAUAUGAUCUUCUUGUCUUGGCUUAGAAAAAGAAAAAGUUGGAAAGAAAUUGUUCGACCAGGAGUCACACGUUUUACCACUAUUUUCAUUACUUUGAAAAGUAUAUAUGAUCACAAAGAAGAUUUGCAAGCAUUGAUGGUGGAUAAAUAUUUCACUUCUCAUAAAUUAGCCAAAAGUGCUAAUGGAAAGAUUGUUAGUUCAAUUGUCUUGGAUAGUAAGUUUUGCCAAGAUUGUGUUACCAUUGUGAAAAUUGUUGAUCCUCUUAUUAACUUGUUGAGGAUUAUUGAUGCUGAUGAGAAACCCUCUUUGAGAUAUGUGUAUGAAGGCAUGCAAAUAGUCAAAAAUGAUAACAAGACAAUGUUUAGAAAUCGAAAAGUUACUUAUAUGCCAUACACAAAAGAGAACGAUCCUGAAUUUAAUAAUGGAGAUGUUGAAGGCAUUGAAAGUUUAAUAUACACUGAUAAUACUAUGCCUUCGUAUCCUAAUGAUGGAGGAGACAUGGAAGUUGAAGUGAAUAUGCCUGAUGUUGUGAUUGAAUCCUUAAAUACUUCUUUUGGUGGUACUUUUGAAGAUGGUAGCUUUGGAUUACCUGUUUAUGAUGGAGACAUCGGAACACUUAAUGAUGAUUAUGACUUUUAA